AUGUGUAUAUUAUUUACCGCUGCUUCUGGUGGUGAUUCCGCCUCUUUUUACCCUUUUCUUUUAUUAUUAUUACUAUUAUUAUUAUUAUUAUUAUUAUUAUUAUUUGCUUUCUCCGCCCCUUUUUUCCCUCUCUCCACGGAAAGGAAGGGAACACGAAGGGAACGACGCAUGAAGCACGUGGUGGGCGGGGUGUUGCGAAUGCAGCGCUGCGUCGCGUCACUCGCAGGAACGGCAUUUUUUGGCCACUUACGGGGCCCAUCACAAACCCUCGCGCUCGGUUGCAGCUCCCGUGCGUACAUGAUGUCGGCCACCCCGUGCUGCCUCGGGAGACGAAUCAAAGGCAAACGCUCACGGCACCGCGAGCCCGCCGAAGGCGACUGGUUGUGUCAGUGCGGCGAACUGAAUUACAAGUCAAAGCGAGAGUGCUUCAAAUGUGGCGCUCCCGCACCUCCGCUUCCGCCCGGUGUUCGGCGGCCAUCGCUGCCCGGAGAAGACCCCCACGACUGGGCGUGUCCCUGCGGCCAGAUGAACUUUAGGGGAAGUGUUGUGUGUCAUAAGUGCCUGCAACCCAAACCGGCGCCCCCGCCACUCCCCGGAAAGGAGGUGACGCUGUGGACGUGCCCCAAGUGCAAGGGAGUCAACAGAAGCAUUAGAAAUUACUGCUUCAAAUGCUCCGCACCGUCCCCAUUACUCACAUUUAAACCCGUCGUGUAG
Molecule: messenger RNA, 714 nt
Organism: Trypanosoma cruzi
Lineage: Eukaryota; Euglenozoa; Kinetoplastea; Trypanosomatida; Trypanosomatidae
Exons: 1
Coding region: 1-714 (237 amino acids)
Source: RefSeq, a predicted model, not a curated record